GCAUUAUUGAGUUUAGCAUGUGCCCAAAGGGCCGAAUAGCCUAAGCAAUGUUUCACUACUGCUGUGCCUUCAGGUGAAACCUGCUUCCGUGGGUUUAGAGUGUAAAGUGAAUGAUUGCUGGUGACAAGGUGCAAAGGAGAAGCCUGGCCCUUUGUUAUUACACUAAACAAAGUUCCAGGGUGGGGGAGAGGAGAAGCCGGUUGCAGGCAUGUGUGAUUGGAGCUUCCCCGAUAAGGUGCACUUCCUCAUGAAAAAUAAUCAGAGGGAAAACUUUAGGUCCAGAAAGUACAAAUCCAGGCCGAGGUUUUGUUUCAACCACCCAGCUGAGUAGUCCGUGACUGUGACUCUUUAUGCUGAACUGGUUGGUUGAAACAAAACCUUGGUCUGGAUUUGUGCUUUCUGAACCUGAACUUUAGACAGAAACAUAAUAUUCCUGAUGGUUGAUUGAGGAGAUGUGUGAAAGGUUGACCAGUCUCUUGAAGAUCCUAAAACAAGAUUCAUGGGAUGCUUGUAAGAUUCUGUCCUCUCUUCAGAGGCCCUUAUAGACCAUUUGUUUUCUGUGCAGUUGACAGGAGGGAGAUGUACUGACAUUGAUUCUGCCAGUGCAAGGCCCAUUCUGUCUUCUGAGGUACAUGAUGAAUGGACACACCCCCGCCACCAACUCCGCAGGGUCUGGAGGUGACACCUCCCAGCUAAAUGGUCAGAGUUCCGGGGUCGCUGACCAGCUGGACCAGACCCCUUCACCCACAUACAAUGCUAAAGCUUUAUAUGAGCAAAGGAAGAAAUACACGAAAAACAGUAUUAAUAGCCUUAUGGAAACGUCUCAGUACCGUGUGGAACACUUGACCACCUUCUCAAUGGACCUCAAGGAGGCCAUGUUGACCGUCGACGACGGCCUGCGGAGGCUUAAGCUGCUAGAUGCUAAGGGCAAGGUGUGGACUCAGGACAUGCUGCUGCAAGUGGAUGACAGGAGCGUCUGUCUCAUCGACGCUGACACCAAGAACGAGGUGGAGAACUUCCCCCUGAGCUGUAUCAUGCGGUGCCAGGCGGUGAUGGAAGCCUGCAACUACGACUCCAUCUUGGCCCUGAUAUGCAAGGAGCCAGGCCAGGCCAAACCCGACCUGUACCUCUUCCAGUGCAACGACAUCAAGGCAAACCUCAUCUAUGCAGACAUUGACAGUGCCAUUUGUGACCUCAAAACAAAGACCAAGAAGAGACCAGAAACCCUCAGGAUGAUACUGAAUAGUGACGGGAUCAUACCCCCGCCCCCAUCAGAGCCGGCCCCUGCAGCUCCGCCUACCGUGGACAUCAUGAGCAGAGUGGCAGCGUGGUUUCCCCCAGCAGCCAAUGACCUGGUGGACUACGAGAGACACCGACAUUUCAUGGAGCCAGAUGAGUCCCCGGAAGCGAUGGCAGCCAGAAUCGACCGUGACGUGCAAAUUCUGAACCACCUCUUGGAUGACAUCGAAUAUUUUGUCACCAAGCUCCAGAGGGCAGCAGAGGCAUUUGGCGAGCUGUCAAAAAGGAAGAAAGCAAAGAAGAGUAAAAAGAGAGGACCAGGAGAGGGAGUUUUGACACUACGUGCCAAGCCACCGUCUCAAGAGGAGUUCAUUGACUGCUUCCAAAAGUUUAAAAAUGCGUUCAACUUGCUGGCGAAACUAAGGUUAUAUAUCACCAAUCCCAGUGCAUUGGAUCUAGUUCACUUCCUGUUUACUCCACUAAACAUGGUGGUUCAGGCCACAGGGGAUUUGGAGCUGGCAAAGAGUGUCCUCAGCCCCCUCCUCACCAUGGAGGCCAUAGACUUUCUGCACACCUCUGGUACGGCCCCGGAGAGGCGUCUUUGGGUAUCUCUUGGAGAUGGGUGGACCAAAAGCAGGCUGGAGUGGCCCAAAGACCAUUACUUCCCGCCCUACGUUCCCCGAUUCCGUGACGGCUGGGAGCCGCCGUCUCUGCCGGUGGUGAUGCUGGGCCGAGCCCAGGAGCAGGAGAUGAUGGAACCCCUGCCGGAUUUUGAGAUUCAGCAGCUGGUGGACGUUGACCGAAGGCUGAGCCUGGAGCAUCCUGGUGUCCCACAUUUUCCCUGUGCUGAUGGAAACUAUGAAAGUCAGGUUAGGACCCAGCCAAGGAAUUACGCCAAGCUCAUGUAUGACUUUGUGGCCAGAAACAACACGGAGCUGACAGUGGUGAAGGAUGAAAUUGUGGAGGUGCUAAAUGACCAGAAGCAGUGGUGGAAGAUACGGAACAGUGUCGGGAUGUGUGGCUAUGUACCGAACAACAUUCUGGAGGUUACCAGAGUGCUGGAAGUGAGUGGUGGGCGGAGCCAAGACUUCGGCAGCCACAGCAUUCAGGUGAGCAUGCUCAGAUCCCCACCUGACCUCGGCAGCCACAGCAUUCAGAUGCAGAGGACAAGCACCGUCCAUCGGCCCACAGUAAACUCCUUCUCUCCCGCCCCGAUGAUAUCACCCAUGGCACCUGGCCCAGUUCCAGCCCCACCUCCAGGCCCUGCCCCUGCUCCUGAUAACAGCCUCCUUCCCAGUUGGAUCCCCACCCCGCCCCUGCCCCCCCCAGCCGCGCCCCCCUUGUUGGACCAGAGGGACUCGCCUAUCAGCAGCGGCUCUAGUGACAGUGGCAGCGUCAUCCUCGGAGAACAGAAGAAGGAGCAACUGCCACCCACUCAGCGCAGGAAGUCCAACAUGGAGGAGGUUCAAGAUGAGUUGCUGCACAGGCUCACCCUGGGCAGAGGCACUCAAAAGAAAGUCUCAGUCCCUCAGCGCAGCAACAGCCUGCCGGCGGUGGGCCUCGGCUACGGCUCCACCCCCGAUGAAGUAAAGGCCUGGCUGCAGGUCAAGGGCUUCAGCUCUGUUACCGUCAACAGUCUGGGCGUGCUGACUGGUGCCCAGCUCUUCUCCCUCAACAAAGAAGAACUGAAGACCGUGUGUCCAGAAGAUGGGGCGCGGGUCUACAGUCAGGUCACCGUGCAGAAGACCGCCCUGGAGAGUAACAGCAGCUCUGAGCUGCAGGAGAUGAUGCGGAGGAGGCAGGAGAAGAUCAACAUGGCCGCCUGCGACUCGGGGGUGGAGUCUUUCGAUGAGGGCAGCGGACACUGAGGCGGCCCCCCCCCCCCGACGUCGCUAACCCCUCCCGCCUGCCUGCAUGUCUUCCCAGGAGGACCCAGACCAAUCCCGUGAGUUUGCUGACAUCAUCAGGCGCCGCCACAAGAGCCUGGAGGGAUGACGGUGUCAUUGAAAGCCAGCCGACCAAUGGAAUGCCGCCCUGCAUUUGAAAUGGCCCUCUAUGAUGUUUCCGCGAUCAGUCAUGACGUCAGAAGCCAGUAGACUUUCAAGGCACGUCAAUGAAGUCGCUGGUGUCGCUAUGUAAGGGUUCCGUUUGGCGUCCCAUAUUUAUACAGACCAGAUGGUAGGCUGAAUUUUAUCUGACUCCCAACAGAAGCUAAGCAAGGCGUGAUGGAAUUCUCCGGCGAGCACAAGAAUCAGCAGUUGGACAUAUUACCAAAACAUAAGUUUGCAAAAACCUGUUAUGUCAUCCUGACAUAAAAAAAAACAUCUGUUCUUUAUACGUGUAAAACCAAAUGCAGCAUCGCAAAAGCCAUAUUGCUUUGAUUCUAAAGCCAAAUUAUUAAUCACGCAAAGCCAAAAGACCGGGAAGUGCAAACCCAUUGUAGUCUGGUUGAUCUGGGUCCUCCAUGAUACUUGGUGGUACCCCAUUUCGUAGAUGUACUUGCAGAUGGCAUCAGCAUUUCUCAGCAGAUGCUUGCCAGGACAUAUUCAGAGUUUCUUGGUCGCUAACCAGGAUUUACCUGUAUAUGCCCUGUAUUGUAUUAGAAAGAUUCCAAAUCAGUGAAACAAUAUAUUGAAAAUAUGGCUGUAUAUGACCAAACUGUUGGGAUCGCUUAUCAGUCCCAAGCAGACUGCCUAGAAUGGCAGCUGAAUUCUGAGAUGUCUUCCACAGAUCACUCUGUCCUCAGCUGGUGCUUACUCAACUCCUGGCCAGACACACAUCAUCAAGGUAAUAACUGCUUGUCUGUACCCCUGUAAGCAUGUGACCAGGCAGCCUGCAGUGAUUGGUCCAUGAGAAACCGCUUAAUACAUAGCACUUGUGCAGAUGAUGUGUGGUGAUCUCUGAAAGCCUGUUUCUGCCCUAUUUGUUUCUAAAGAGACCAGACAGAAACACAGUAAUGGCUGAAUAUAUUAUGCGACGUGUAUAUAUAGUUACUCUAGACAUGAGUAACUGAAAGCUCCUGUACUGUACAGGGAAGUAAACACAGGAUAAAUAUUUAUAAACAUCUGGCUGUUUGUGCAUGUGUGAAUGCAGGUGUGAGGAAUUAUGGUACAGGCGUUUCCACUAGGAAUAUAUGUAUUUCUACAUAUAGCAAAUCUGAGCAAAAUAGUCAUACUUUUGUGACAGAUUGCUGGUAUUUCUCUGUGUAGAAAAACUUGCUGAGAAAUGUAUAACACCACUGUGGUACCAGAGCAAAUGGCUGUAAUUAAACGUGCAUUUUCCACCUGAA
Molecule: messenger RNA, 4528 nt
Organism: Brienomyrus brachyistius
Lineage: Eukaryota; Metazoa; Chordata; Actinopteri; Osteoglossiformes; Mormyridae
Product: epidermal growth factor receptor kinase substrate 8-like
Exons: 21
Coding region: 633-3107 (824 amino acids)
Biological process (GO): Rho protein signal transduction; regulation of Rho protein signal transduction; positive regulation of ruffle assembly
Cellular component (GO): ruffle membrane; vesicle; plasma membrane
Molecular function (GO): actin binding
Source: RefSeq, a predicted model, not a curated record